AUGAAUGGAGCCAUAGAAGCUGCCAACAAGAGCAUCAAAAGGAUUUUGAGGAAGAUGGUCGACAACUACAAGAAUUGGCACGAACAGCUACCUUAUGCUCUGUUGGGAUAUAGAACGACAAACCGAACUUCCACCGGAGCAACUCCAUACCUCCUCGUUUAUGGAACGGAAGCGGUCAUAUCCGCAGAAGUAGAAAUCCCUUCACUCAGGAUUAUCCAAGAGGCAGAACUGAAGGAUGCAGAAUGGGUCAAGAACCGCUAUGAACAAUUAGCCAUGAUAGAGGAAAAACGAAUGGUGGAAGUCUACCACAGACAGCUGUACAGACAAAGAAUGUCUAAGGCCUUCAACAAGGUGUUAGAACUCGACUUUUCCAGAUCGGACAACUCGUGCUCAAGCGAGUUAUCCCUCACCAAGAGGAAUAUAAAGGGAAGUUCACGCCGAAUUGGCAGGGACCAUACAUGGUCAGGAAAGUACUCUCAGAAGGAGCUGUGGUCUUAG
Molecule: messenger RNA, 498 nt
Organism: Lycium ferocissimum
Lineage: Eukaryota; Viridiplantae; Streptophyta; Magnoliopsida; Solanales; Solanaceae
Exons: 1
Coding region: 1-498 (165 amino acids)
Molecular function (GO): nucleic acid binding
Source: RefSeq, a predicted model, not a curated record